UAUACAUCAAAAAUGUUGACUUCAACGGAACGCCUCGACGCAACGAUCAGUUCAAAGCACAGUGACUAUGGCAGCACAACGUUAAAAAAUCGCGCUCCAACAACUAACGGUCAAGAAUCAACAGCCGAAAUACACAUUGCGACCGACGCAGCUGCACUGGUAUCGUGCGAAAAGAACAGCGAUCACAUUAAUAGUGACCAGUCGACGGAGCAUUAUCAUUCCAGUGACAGUGCGGCAGCUAGUGGAUCUGAUCGUGCCUAUCAAAGUCGGACGAACCCGCUAACAACUUACACUUCAAGUCUUUUUGCCGCCGCGAGUAGUGUGUCCUCGCCGUCGCGUUUUCAAACACGCCAAUCCCGUUAUCCGCGUUACGCCUACAGUAAAAUGGAUUCGUAUAUCGAUGAGAAGUCCACCGCUCCGAAAUCCUUUUGGAAGACGGCUGGAUUUCUACGUUUCGAAACAUUUCUAUUUAUUUUGAAUCAAAUGUGCAUCGGUUUUGUGACCAUCUACAUGAGCUGGCUGUGCAUCACCAGAGGUUUGGAGAAGACCCCGUUGCAUGCGUGGUUGGUGACACUUGGAUACUCACUGUUGAUGGCCGAAGCGGUGAUGAUACACUACAACGCCAAUCCGCUGACGUCACACUACAAACGGCAUGAGAAGCACACCAUACACUGGGUGCUGCAGCUGGCAGGCGGCGGACUGGGCAUGGGCGGUACGCUGUAUAAAUGUAUACAGAAGGGUUUUCUGCUAUCGAGCACGCAUGGCAAGCUGGGUUUCUCCACAUUUAUCUUCUGCUUGGUGUCUUGGCUUAGCGGUUUAACCGCGCUUUAUCAACUCAAAAUGAAGGGUUGCGUACGUCCAUUAUUUAAUCGCACAUUCCACAACUUGAUCGGCCUUACUUGCUUCGUACUAGCGCUUUCAACUCAAUUUUAUGGUUAUCAAACGGGUUUCUUUACAAAUGCUCACCCAGAUGGAUCCACGCUCCCCAUUUGCAUGAAAACCAUAACGCUCAUUUCGCUGGUGCUCUCUUGUAUUGGACCAAUAAAGGCGCUGUUGCAGAAGAUACGGAUCAUUGUAAGAGACUAAUAUUUCAUACAUUUUGUGGUCAUCAGUCUGUAUUUGGACGUCCUCAUACAAUAUGUAAAUUAAAUAUUUAUGAAGUGUAAUAUAUUUGCAUACUCCAAUUUUUCAUAACAUUCUCUGUAAAAUUGUAUUUAUUAUUAUCAUUUAAAUUUAAUAUAAAAUAAAUCUUAAAUGCUCAAUUUAA
Messenger RNA from Bactrocera neohumeralis, 1267 nucleotides. RefSeq lists its product as uncharacterized. Gene Ontology annotation, molecular function: transmembrane monodehydroascorbate reductase activity. The coding region runs from base 13 to 1086 and encodes 357 amino acids. NCBI's taxonomy places the organism in Eukaryota, Metazoa, Arthropoda, Insecta, Diptera, Tephritidae. The record is from RefSeq and is a predicted model, not a curated record. The transcript is spliced from 3 exons.